AUGAAGCUCUCGGCCAUCUUCCUCCAGGCAAAAGCCCUUCUCAUCGCUACAGCUUUAGCAAGCCCACUUCCGGUACCCGAGGAUGGCUCUAUCAGAAUCCCCGUCAAGGGCGCCCCGGCUGAACGUAACGACGGCUCCAUCCGCAUCCCUGUGAAGGGUGCUCCUGCUAAGCGGGACGACGGUGUGAGCAGGAUUCCAGUCAAGGGCGCCCCAGAGAAGGAAACCGACGGCGUCAUCCGGAUCCCUGUCAAGGGCGCCCCAGCCAAGCGUGAGGACGGCUCCAUCAGAAUUCCGGUUAAGGGUGCCCCGAACAAGCCAACUCAGGAGUAG
This is a messenger RNA of Aspergillus luchuensis, 330 nucleotides long. RefSeq lists its product as uncharacterized. Lineage: Eukaryota; Fungi; Ascomycota; Eurotiomycetes; Eurotiales; Aspergillaceae. The coding region runs from base 1 to 330 and encodes 109 amino acids. The transcript has a single exon. The record is from RefSeq and is a predicted model, not a curated record.